AUGGUACAAGUUUUCCAAAUUGUAGUCAUAUUCUGGCAAAAAAUCUGGCGGAGGCGGAGAAGUCUUGUUCAUCGGUACAAGGUUACACAAAAGCUGCUCUGA
This is a messenger RNA of Haemonchus placei, 102 nucleotides long. NCBI's taxonomy places the organism in Eukaryota, Metazoa, Nematoda, Chromadorea, Rhabditida, Trichostrongylidae. The record is from the annotation of a GenBank genome assembly.